AUGAAAGAACUGCAUUUUCCGGUUCUAGAAGACCUGGUCUCGAAUUCGUUCGAGGAAAACGAAACGAUCUUCUCGAAACUUUCCGUGAGAAAACACUUCGCAUCUCGACCGGAUCUGAUUUUAGCCUCGUCAACCGUUUUCGCGCGAUUGCGAAUGAGCGAACGCGCGAUGCUGUUGAAAUCCGUGGUCGAUUUCGCGAGAGGAGGCGUGGAAGAGGAAGGAGAGGAAGAGAAAGAGAGAGAGGAGGAGGAAGAGAAAGAGAAGAAGAAAAAGAGCGAACGCACCGGGACGACGACCGCAGCGGCAACGAAGAAGAAAAUUUCGCAGACGAAAAUCAGAAAGAAAAAGACGAUGGAUUUUUUAGGAGGAGGAGGAGGAUCUUACGCUAAAAAGAGCGGCGAAGAUGAGGACGACGGGAGCGCGUCGUUGGUAACGAAGGCGAUCUCGGAAGAAGAUGCGAUGAAAUUUCUCGAGUUGGCGGAAAAGUGCGUGUUGUUCGCGAAGGAGAAGGAGGAGUAUGAAGCGCAUCUGGCCAACGCUUCGGCGCUCGCGAAGAAGGCGUUUGCGGUGGUCGCGAGGUCGUACGUGAAGACAUUGCGCGAGAUGGGAGUUUUGGAACGAGCUUUGGAGCCGCUGAAGUACGCUUUGAAAACGUAUUCAAACGUGGUAUCGAGAGGUAAGGUGACGUUUUUGCACGCGGUGUGUUACGAAACGUGCGUGGAACUGAAGAGAGAGAACGAGGCGUACGAGGGAGGACUUCUCUUCGCCGUGGAAGAUCCGUCCGAAACUGGAUUUAAGGCGAAAGAUUUCGCAAACUAUUGCUAUUACGCCGGUUUGUCGUGCUUGUGCGCGGAAAAGUACGAUCGAGCUAUUUCGUUCUUUUCACACUGCAUUUCGAUGCCGACGAAAGAGAAGUGCGGACGAGUCCAGAUGGAGAGUUAUAACAAAUUGCUCUUGGCGUCCAUCGUUCGAACGGGUGAAACGUCGACGUUUUUGUCCGAGAAGAGCGGGAUUCCCGCGAAGACAUCGAAUGUGGUCAGACAAGCGUUGAUGCAGCAAACGCCAUUUAUCGGUGGUGAUUAUGGUGGUAAGCGAGGAGGUAGGAGUUUUGGAAACGAGUCGAACGAGUUCGCAGAUGUGGACUUGGAGGACAUUUUAGCCGCGGGUGAUUUUGGCGCCGCGGAAGAUCCAAACAGAAAACAACAAUCGAACGAUUCAUCGCAGGACGACGAGAUGAAGAACGAGGAUGAACACGAAUAUCAUCAUCAACAAGGAACAAAAGGAGCUAGAGAGGAGACGACUCCGCAAAAGAUGAAGAUGAAGUUUGAAGAGGAAGGAGACGCUUUGGAUGACGACAUCGAUUCAUCGCCGCCGCCGGCGCCAAGAGGGGAAGGCGAAGAAGAUGCAGAAGAAGACGAGGAAAAGAAACAGCAACAGCAAAACAAUAGUCCCUAUCAACUUCUCGUGGAAGCGUUGUCGAACAAAAGUGUUCGUGGUGAUAAAUCAUCGUCAACGCCUUUGCAACGUUUCACGGAAACCAUGAAGAAGUACUCCGCCAUUUUCGAAAACGACAAAAAUGCAGACUUGGUCUUGUUAGCGCACAAAUCUGUCCAACUCGCGCAAGUCCGCAAAGUGGCAGAGACGUACUCGUCGUUAAGUUUGGGGGCUAUUGCGCGCGAGUUGCAUCUGGACGGCGGCGAAAGCGAAGCGAAGAUGUUGGUGAACGAAAUGGUUGCUCGAUCGAAUAUCCGAGGCGGCAUUACGGCGAAAAUUGACGACCAAAACAUGGUGACGUUUCACGAUCACGUCGAAGACGCGGCGACGAAGCAGGUGAAGUUGGAGACGGCGAUGGCGGACGUCGAAAAGAUGACGAGUCUGAUCAAACAGUUCGACGAGUUAAUGAUCACAGACGAGAAGUACUUUGCCAAGUUUUAUGAAAGGCAAAUGGACAGAAGGAACAAGUCGGCGAGAGGAGGUGACAGAGGAGGAGGAGGAGGAGGACGAAGAGCGCCGUUUUCAACAUUUGCAACAGCGAUGACGACGACGGCGACGGCGACUCCCACUGAAUGUGAAGGUGACGAAGAAAUAGCAAUGCUUUAG
Molecule: messenger RNA, 2100 nt
Organism: Bathycoccus prasinos
Lineage: Eukaryota; Viridiplantae; Chlorophyta; Mamiellophyceae; Mamiellales; Bathycoccaceae
Exons: 1
Coding region: 1-2100 (699 amino acids)
Biological process (GO): ubiquitin-dependent protein catabolic process
Cellular component (GO): COP9 signalosome
Source: RefSeq, a predicted model, not a curated record